AUGGGACCUGAUGUUUUGAAAGAAGUCAUUGAGAAAGCUGAGUUAUAUCCUAUAAAAGGGUUGUUCAGCUUCAGAGAUUAUUAUGAGGAGAUUGAUUCCUAUUAUCAUCAAACUCUUGGCUAUGAACUUGGGGUUUCAACUGGAUGGAUGGCAUUAAAUGAAUUAUACAAUAUCUGUGGUGGUAGUCCAUUGGCCAAGGCUUUAGACCAUGAAGUUGUGCCAGGAGAGCUGACCAUAGUAACUGGAGUGCCAAAUUCAGGCAAGAGUGAGUGGAUUGAUGCACUUUUAUGCAAUCUUAAUGAAAGGGUUGGUUGGAAAUUUGCACUUUGCUCGAUGGAGAACAAGACCGUGGGUUUGAUGGGUUGGUCAUGUCGCCUGUGGCUUGGGUCUGGUCAGUAUAUCCUGGCCUUGAGUCCGGCCCAACCAGACCAAGAGCAUCAGGAUGCUCUUAUUUUGAUUGGCCUGGCCCAUGGAAAGCCCUUUGUGUUUGUGGAAGGGGGGAGUCGACUGAACAUCUCAGCCAUUGGAGAGAAUUUCGCCGGCAUCCGAUUCUCAAUUCUUGUUCACCCCGGAUGA
Molecule: messenger RNA, 576 nt
Organism: Ilex paraguariensis (yerba mate)
Lineage: Eukaryota; Viridiplantae; Streptophyta; Magnoliopsida; Aquifoliales; Aquifoliaceae
Source: the annotation of a GenBank genome assembly